AUGAAUUCUCGAUCAUCAUCCAUAUCACUGCCAGCUCCGCGUCUCCAGUCCCGAGGAUCAUUCGCUUCCCGAUUAUCUUUCGCGGUAUCAAGUGUUGAGCAAGGCGAGGCUGGGGCUGCGCCAACUGCAGCAGAACAUCAAAUAGAGGAGGAGAUUGACGAAAUCAAGAGAUAUGAGGAUGCUGCAAAAGAGCAAUUGAGGAGAAAGGUUCGGCGAAAAGAGACUGCUGGUUUCUUCGAAAGAGGAGGCCAUGCAGGAUGGAGAUACAAAAUAUGGGAGUCUUAUGAAGCCGCCCAAGGAUGGAUAGUGGUUACAUUGAUUGGUGCCGCGAUCGGGUUGAAUGCUGCUUUCCUCAACAUUAUUACGGAAUGGCUCUCAGAUGUGAAGUUAGGGUAUUGCAAGACAGCAUUUUAUCUGAAUGAGAGUUUCUGCUGCUGGGGAGAAGAUAAUGGUUGUGACGACUGGCAUCGAUGGAGUUCUCUCUCGCUGGUCAACUAUGUAUUAUAUAUUAUGUUUGCUACAAUAUUUGCUUUAACUUCGGCCAGUUUGGUCAGAUCUUUUGCGCCAUAUGCAGCCGGAUCUGGAAUCUCAGAGAUCAAAUGUAUCAUUGCUGGAUUCGUUAUGAAAGGCUUCCUAGGAUUCUGGACCCUCGUCAUCAAGUCCAUUGCUCUACCUCUGGCCAUUGCCUCUGGCCUUUCCGUUGGCAAAGAGGGACCUAGCGUACACUACGCUGUGUGUACAGGAAAUGUGAUUUCAAGACUUUUCGAAAAGUAUAAGCGAAAUGCUUCGAAAACGAGAGAAAUUCUCAGUGCCUGUGCUGCAGCAGGAGUAGCUGUAGCCUUUGGCAGUCCGAUCGGAGGAGUGUUAUUCUCACUCGAAGAAAUGUCGUCGUACUUUCCAUUGAAGACCAUGUGGCGAAGCUAUUUCUGCGCCUUAGUCGCGACAGCUGUACUCGCAGCCAUGAAUCCAUUCCGAACGGGUCAGUUGGUCAUGUUCCAAGUUCAUUAUGAUCGAUCAUGGCAUUUCUUUGAGGUUGUCUUCUAUAUCAUCAUUGGUAUAUUUGGAGGCUUAUACGGUGCAUUCGUGAUCAAAUGGAAUCUGAGGGCUCAAGCUUUUCGAAAGAAAUAUCUCACAAAGUAUGCGAUUCUAGAAGCGACAUUGUUGGCUACCGGAACCGCGAUAAUCUGCUACCCGAAUAUGUUUCUGAGAAUCGAUAUGACUGAGAGUAUGGAGAUUCUAUUUUUGGAAUGCGAAGGAGCUGAGGAUUACAAUGGACUAUGCGACAAAGAGAACAGAUGGAGUAUGGUUUUCUCGUUGACCAUAGCAACGAUUCUAAGGGUGUUCCUGGUUAUCAUCUCUUAUGGAUGCAAGGUCCCGGCUGGCAUUUUCGUCCCAUCUAUGGCUAUCGGAGCAUCUUUUGGCCGUACCGUUGGUAUACUGGUACAAGCACUUCACGAAGCAUAUCCAGGAUCUGUUUUCUUCUCAGCAUGUCAACCAGAUGUGCCAUGCAUAACGCCAGGAACCUACGCUUUUCUUGGGGCUGCUGCUGCGUUGAGUGGUAUCAUGCAUAUCACGGUAUCUGUUGUUGUCAUAAUGUUCGAAUUAACUGGAGCUCUGACAUACAUUUUGCCAACAAUGAUCGUUGUGGGCGUCACAAAAGCAGUGAGUGAGCUCUUUGGCAAAGGUGGAAUUGCGGACAGAAUGAUCUGGUUCAACGGUUUCCCUUUCCUCGACAACAAAGAAGACCACACAUUCGGUGUACCCGUCUCACAAGUCAUGACUGGCGACAUCGUAGCACUACCCACGACUGGUCUCACUAUGAAGAACCUCGAAAAACUUCUUGCCGAAGACAAAUACCAAGGCUUCCCAAUCGUGGAAGACUGUGCCUCGAAAAUCUUAGUAGGAUACAUUGGACGGACUGAGCUCCGGUACGCCAUCGAUCGCGUCAAGAGAGACCGUUCCAUCACUUCCACAGCAAAAUGCUAUUUUAGUCCUCCAACAACUAUUGGCCAAUCACAACCUACAACACCGGCUGUUACUUCCUCCACAUUCGAGGGUAUGGCAUCUGCUUCUGUGGACUUCAGCCGCUUCAUAGAUGCCACUCCCGUCACCGCUCAUCCGCGUCUUCCACUCGAAACAGUCAUGGAACUGUUCCGCAAGAUAGGUCCUCGAGUAAUCCUCAUCGAAUACCACGGUAAAUUGGCUGGUUUAGUGACAGUCAAAGAUUGUCUGAAAUAUCAGUUCAAGGUUGAGGCUAGUGAGAACCCUAGGGAUGACAGACAUUUGAUUGAGAGCCAAGAGAGACUUUGGGGUGUGCUAAAAUUGAGCGCGAUAUGGGUUAGUGAGAGAAUUAGUGAUGUCAGUAAAGGCAGGAUCAGAAUUGGCGGAGAUCAUGGGAGGGAAAGGGAUAUUCCUAGGCCGCCGAGGGGACAGACGGGACCUACUAGUUAUGUUAUGGAUGGUACAGAGGACGAUAUUGAUGAUGGGGUGGAGUUAGAAGAUCGGUAG
Molecule: messenger RNA, 2508 nt
Organism: Mollisia scopiformis
Lineage: Eukaryota; Fungi; Ascomycota; Leotiomycetes; Helotiales; Mollisiaceae
Exons: 5
Coding region: 1-2508 (835 amino acids)
Biological process (GO): intracellular copper ion homeostasis; chloride transport; transmembrane transport
Cellular component (GO): early endosome; endoplasmic reticulum; Golgi apparatus
Molecular function (GO): voltage-gated chloride channel activity
Source: RefSeq, a predicted model, not a curated record